This is a messenger RNA of Pneumocystis murina B123, 1344 nucleotides long. RefSeq names its product tRNA dimethylallyltransferase. The record is from RefSeq and is a predicted model, not a curated record. Lineage: Eukaryota; Fungi; Ascomycota; Pneumocystomycetes; Pneumocystales; Pneumocystaceae. Gene Ontology annotation, molecular function: tRNA dimethylallyltransferase activity; ATP binding. The coding region runs from base 1 to 1344 and encodes 447 amino acids. Gene Ontology annotation, cellular component: mitochondrion. Gene Ontology annotation, biological process: tRNA modification. The transcript is spliced from 7 exons.
AUGCAAACAUCAUUACGAAAUAUUUGUGUUAUUAUAGGGGCUACAGGUUCAGGAAAAUCUAAAUUAGGCGUUGCACUUGCCAAAGCAUUUUCGGGAGAAAUUAUUAAUGGAGACGCUAUGCAAAUUUAUGAAGGAUUGGAUGUUCUUACUAAUAAACAACCCUUAGAAGAACGACAGGGUGUUAAGCAUCAUUUACUUGGAUAUUUAAAUAUAACUGAUGCAUAUAAUGUUUUUCAAUAUGAAAAAGAAGCACUUUAUAUUAUAGAGCGUUUGCAUGAGAAAAAGACAUUGCCGGUUUUUAUAGGAGGAACUCAUUAUUAUAUACAAUCAGUUUUAUUUAAAAAUGCACUUUUAUCAAAAAAGAAAGAAGUAGGAGAAACAGAAGAGAAAAUAUUAGAUAAGGAAGAAGAAAAAAAGGAAUAUAUGUCUAGUCAUUUAUUGAAUAUGUCUACAGUAGAUUUAUACAGUCAUUUGAAAGAAAUUGAUCCGUUGAUUGCAAAAAGAUGGCAUCCAAAUGAUCGACGUAAGAUUCAGCGUUCUCUUGAAAUCUACUAUGAAACGGGGACUCGUCCUAGUGAUUUGUAUAAUGAACAACGGCAACAUAGUGAUAAACGUGAAGUUCCUAGAUUUAGAACAUGUAUUUUUUGGGUAUAUUGUGAUUAUAAAGUUUUGGAUGAAAUUCUUGACAAAAGAGUUGACAAAAUGUGUGAUUCGGGUUUGUUUGAUGAAAUUAAUAUGAUGUACGAUGUAUGGAAUACACUUGAUAAACAAAAAAUAGAUCUAGACGUACAAAAAGGAAUUUGGCAAGCCAUUGGAUUCAAAGAAUUUUUGCCAUAUCUUCAACUGCCUAAAAAUUCUAAGGAGCAAACGAGAAAUAGAUAUCUUUUGAAUGCAAUUGCAUCUAUGAAACUUGCUACUCGUCAAUAUGCUAGAAAACAGGUAAAAUGGAUUAAAAAUAAAUUAUAUCCUCUUUGCAAAGCGGCUGGGAUGAAUAUUCGAUUCUACCUUUUAGAUGCGACUAAUCUAUCACUUUGGGAUACUCAGAUACAGAAUCUUGCUAUUUCACUUUUUUCAGACUUUUUACAAGACAAACCGGGCCCAGAUCCUCUUUCACUUAAUACAGUUGCAGCAACACUACUUUCUUCAGAAAAAAUACAUGAUUAUGCAUCUCAAACAUAUCUUUGGAAACAUUAUACUUGUAACGUUUGUAAAACUUCAUCAGGAGCGCCUCUUGUAGCAGUCGGUCUUCCUCAAUGGACGAUUCAUGUACAGGGACGUAGGCAUAAAAGAAUUGCUGCUAAGCUAAAAACAAAAAUUAACUCUUUGACCAUGGAAAAUACAUAA